Molecule: messenger RNA, 1909 nt
Organism: Boleophthalmus pectinirostris (great blue-spotted mudskipper)
Lineage: Eukaryota; Metazoa; Chordata; Actinopteri; Gobiiformes; Gobiidae
Gene: epyc
Product: epiphycan
Exons: 10
Coding region: 206-1861 (551 amino acids)
Molecular function (GO): protein binding
Source: RefSeq, a predicted model, not a curated record
UCAUAAGAGGCAGGGCACUCAGGUCGACCAUAGACCUCCACACACACACACACACCUUGACGCUGCUGUGUGCCUCAGCCCAUACACGCCCUCCCUCCUGUGGGCACCCUGAGCGACCCCUCACCAUUGGCCAAGUCCCGGAGCCCUCAGCAUCUCCAUCACGGCUGGAGGGACCAUUCGGGAAAGCAGGAGACUGAGGUGGACUAUGAGGAUGCUCGCACGGUUGUUGUUGGGACUCCUUGUCCUCAAAGCAGCAGUGGCCAGCCCAAGAUUUUCCCGACAAACAGACUUGGAUUAUGACACAGAGAAUGGAGAAUAUGACUAUGAACUUACCACCAAUCUGCCGAUAGAGGUUGAAACACUAUCAACCGAACUGGAGGCAGAAGAGGAGGAAGAGGAGGAGGUGCCCUUGAAGCCACAGCUCAUCCCACAGGGUUCAGGAGGGUCUGGGGUCCUGAUGGGUCCUGACACACAGAAAGAGGUGGAGCUGCGUCUGGCGCCCAGUGACAUCCUCCAUGUGUCCGGGGAUGCAAGGGGCUCUGCGGGCUCAGGGGCUUCAGGGGAGUCUGGGUCAUCGCCCUCUGGAGGGUCUGGGGGGUCUGGAGGGUCCGGGGACAUAGUCUUUAUCUCUGGAGCAUCCCAGGAGCUGCUGGGGUCAGGCUCUGGCUCAGGUGGCUCUGGGGAGUUCCUGCUCUCCGGAGAUGUGCUGUUCUCUGGAGAUGUGUCGGGGUCUGGGGAGCCUUCUGAAUCCGGGGACUUAUCCGGGGUCUCUGGGGAUGUAUCUGGGGGCUCUGGGAUUGCCGUGGAGCUGGGAUCUGGAUUUGGAGAGUCCGGAGACCUGUCUGGGUCCGGGCUGUCAGGGGCCUCUGGAAUCUCUGGGGCUUCUGGGGAGUCUGGUGAAUCUGGUUUCUCAGGGAUAACAUUCAUAGAAGGCGAGGGAGUGCCCUUCAUCUCUGGGACUGGUCCCAGUGAGGCAUCAGGGACAUCCGGGGAGAUCUCAGGAGUCUCGGGUGUUUCGGGUGAAGCCUCUGGAGAUGUAGACAUCUCAGGAGCCUCUGGGACGUCUGGGGUCUCUGCCUCUGGAGAACCAGAGUUCCCUGGGGUCACUUUGAUGCCUACAGAGGAGGGGCUGCUUCCCACUACAACACAGAGCCCUGAGGAGGGCAAAGGAGGGGUAGAAGGCCCAGAGAGCUCUGGUGAACCAGACGAGACAGAGGAGCCUGACAGUCAAGGCAUGCCCACCUGUCUGCUAUGUACAUGUCUGGGGGGCUCAGUCUACUGUGAUGACCUGAGGCUGGACAGCAUACCUCCUCUUCCCAAAGACACCACACACUUCUAUGCACGCUACAACCGAAUCACCAAAAUCCACAAGUCUGACUUUGCCAAUAUGGGCAAACUGAAGAGGAUUGACCUAACUGCCAACGAGAUCACAUCUUGUGAUGAGAAAGCAUUCAUUGGUCUUCCUGAACUGGAAGAGUUGGUGAUCAGAGAGAACCACAUUUCACAGCUGCCUGCUCUGCCUGAAACUAUGACCCUCAUCGACGCCAGCCACAAUAACAUUGGCUCUAAAGGCAUUCACAGGGAGGCCUUCAAAGACAUGACUGCCUUGCAGUUCCUGUAUAUGACAGACAACAACAUUGACUACAUCCCUGUGCCUCUGCCCGACAGUCUGCGGUCUUUACACCUACAGCGUAACAACAUUCAGACAAUGCUUGAGGACACUUUCUGCAACCUGAAAGAUUUCAACUACAUCAGAAAUGCGCUGGAGGACAUCCGCCUUGAUGGAAACCCAAUCAACCUGAGCAGGACCCCUCAGGCCUAUGUGUGCCUGCCCCGUAUACCCAUCGGGACCCUUGUGUGACCUCACACACACUAACAUGUACUUUUGCACACUGACUCCACAGAUGCA